CCGAGCUCGGCAACUCCAACCCGGCGGUGUCCGGAACCGGCUACCUCUCGCGGCUCCGCUUCCUGCCGGAGUUUGCCCCAGGACUUCCUCUUGGACGUCGCCAAACAGCACUCCAAGCACAGUGGGAUGAAGGCUGCCGACGCCGUGCGGAGUUACCUGGCCGCCGUCAAGACUCUGGAGCUCUACGGGGUGGAGCUGCAUUAUGCCCGGCAGGACGGGAACAAUCUGGAGGUGAUGCUGGGCGUCAUGGCCACGGGGAUGGUCAUCUACAAGAACGGCAUUCGCAUUCACCUGCCUUGGAAGAAGAUCGUCAAGAUCUUCUUCAAGUCGAAACAAUUCUUCAUCCAGCUGGAGAGGCGGCCGAUGGAAAUGCGCGACAACAUCCUGGAGUUCCACAUGGAGAGCUACCGGCUGUGCAAGGGGCUGUGGAAGGCGUGCGUGGAGCACCACUGCUUCUUCCGGACCCAGAGGCAGCCGGGCUCCAGCUCCGAGAAGUCGCUGCUGGGGCAGAUCUUCACGCUGUCGCUCUUCAAGGGGAGGCCGGAUUCAGUUCACCGCGACAGCUCGGAGAGAAUCAACGGGAGCCGCGCCGUCAGCAGGAAGUCGUCGUCGGGUCGCUCGGGCCUCGGUUCGGGCGACGGAGAUCGCGUCGGCAGCGCCCAGCUGGCGCGACGGAGAAACAGCGACGAGAUCUGGGACCGCAGCGCUCGGCUCUCGGGUUCUGAGAACUCCUCCAGCCCGCCCUCCCCGACGCUGCUGUCGCCGUCGGGUUCGUUCCAGCGCAGCCUGCGCACCGCCAACUCGCUGGGCGACCUCAGCCGCCGCGUGGUGGGCGGGGUGACCCUGCGGCCCCUCCGCGCGGCCUCCGUCACGCGCCUCGACUCGCGCCAGUCGCUCAGCCUGCAGAGGUUUUCCGUGGCCGAGUUCCGAGCGCCGGGGCAGACGUCCAAGGUGCGUAACGGGAGCUUGUGCCGCACGCCAAGCCGCGCCAACUCGCACGAGGGCCUGCUCAACUCCCCCUCCAGCCGAUCCUACGACAUCACAGAUCUCACCAGCACCGGCUCUGGACAGCUCAACGGUGCUGAUCCUUACGAAAACCUGGUGCUCAUACGGAUCAAGCAGGACGACAACUGCAAGUUCGGCUUCAACGUGAAGGGAGGGUCCGACCACAAGAUGCCCAUUAUCGUCUCGCGCGUGGCCCCGGGCACGCCGGCGGACAUGUGCGUGCCGCGGCUGAACGAGGGCGACCAGCUGGUGCGGGUGAACGACCGCGACAUCUCCCGGUGCAGCCACGAGGAGGUGGUGCAGUUCAUCCGCUCCAGCUGCCAGGGCGGCCACGGCGAGCUGCUGCUGCUCGUGAGGCCCAACGCCGUGUACGGCGCGGAGGAGGAAGAGGACGACGACGAGGUGGACAGCGAGCCCGACUUCCAGUACACGGCGCUGGAGCCAGCGGAACCGCACGAGGGCAGCAGCGAGGGCGGCCAGGACGCGCUGCGCCUCUCCAUGGAGCAGCUGGAGCGCGACCUGGAGGCAGGCAUCGCCGUCGAGCAGUUCGAGGACCUGUACAGGAAAAAGCCCGGCAUGAGCAUGUCAUGCGCCCGGUUACCCCAGAAUGCCGGCAAGAAUCGCUACCGCGACAUCUCACCGUAUGAUGACACCAGGGUGUUGCUGUGCGGGGAGGACGAUUACAUCAACGCCAACCACAUCAACAUGGAGCUGGCCGACCGGGUGAAUCGCUACAUCGCGUGCCAGGGGCCCCUGCCCGCCACGUCGGCCGACUUCUGGCAGAUGGUGUGGGAGCAGGGCAGCACCAUAAUCGUGAUGCUCACCACCAUCACGGAGCGCGGCCGGGUGAAAUGUCACCAGUACUGGCCCAACCCGCCUGGCACGGAGACGCACGGAGACUUUGUGGUGACUUGCGUCAAGGAGGACUGCAACCUUGCGUGCGUCUUCCGGGAGUUCACGCUCACCAAGAAGGUGGCAAAACCGGCGAGCAGAGCAGACGAAGUGGCGGAAGAACGGAUCGAAGAGGAGAGGAAGGAGGACGGCAAAGAAUCGGCGGUUGAAGAAGAAGAAGACAACGACGACAAGGAGCCGCCGAAGAAGCAGGAGGAGGCAGAGAAGGCGGAAGCCAAGGAGGUGGAGAAAGAGGAGAGUGAGGAGGUUGAGCCCGAGGACUGUGUGGACGCAGCAGCAGCAGCAGCUAUUGCUGCUGCUGCCUCGGAGGAGGAAGAGGAGCGGCUGGUGAGUCACCUGCAGUACGUGGCAUGGCCGGACCACGGUGUCCCGGACGACCCCCACCAGUUCCUGCAGUUCGUGAAGAGCGUGCGGGAAAAGCGCACGGCGCAGCCACCGCAGCCCGUCGUCGUGCACUGCAGUGCGGGCAUCGGGCGGACGGGCGUGCUCGUCACCAUGGAGACGGCGCAGUGCCUGAUGGAGUGCUACAAGCCCGUGUACCCCCUCGACAUCGUCAAGACGAUGAGGGACCAGCGCGCGAUGAUGAUACAGACAUCCUGCCAGUACAGGUUUGUGUGCGAGGCGAUCCUGCAGGUGUACGAGGAGAUGGUGUUCGAGGACCGUGGCAAGCCGGCGAGACCCACACAGUAACGCUACCCUCCUCCGUGCGUGACACCCGGAUUGCUCACAGCAUCGACUUUCUCGCGCGCGUACGUAAGCGCCCAAGCACGACCAAAGGGAGCGAGCGGAGACUCUGGGGUGGCCCAGCGACAGCUCCCUCCCCCCCCCCUCCCUUAACCCGGAUGCGACCCCCAACGACGGCGGCGGAUCGAGUCCCGCCGUUAUGGAGACUCGAGACCUCGUUCUCACGCACUCCGCCCGCUCCUUUUUGACACGACGAGCGAUUGUCGGCGAUGCCAGCGGGCGUGUGUGGGGCACCCUCGCUACGCUUGGGUGGAGACUAAAACCUUUGUGCAUUCAAUCGCACGAAUGAUGUGCAAAUAUUUUUGUUUCACCCCCAAUACCACCUCCUUUUGUAAAAACCUAUCCAAGCCAUGACCGAGUGACACCCCAUCCCCCACCGUGUCACGAGGCGUAAAAGAGCUUUAAAAGGAACGUUCCAGGAAAAGGGAGCCGGGAGUUGGCGACCGCAUCGGGCGCACGUGCUCGCCCACGGCCUUAGCCUCCGCCACGCACUUCCGCGACCUCAAGCGCUCGAUCCCCACAGCCCCCCCCAAAAACUCUCCAGGUUCGGAGUCGUGAACCGCCCCCCACCCCCCCCCACCACCACCACCAAGAGCUGCUGCCUCUCCGUCACCGCCCGUCCCAGAAAGAAUGUAUUUCAGACUUGGCGUUUACACGUACGUCGAGUCUCGCGUUGUCACGCGGCAGAGUGCUCGCGCUGGCGCGUUCGAGCUUGACGUUUGUAUCGCGUGGCGAGUCACGCCGUGAAUGUUCGACAAAAUUAUUAGAACCCACACCCUCCCGCCCCCCCCCCCCCCCACCUUGUACCGCCCAGACCCUGAUUGGCUGCUGGUUCUCUUAACGUUUAACCAACCCUCACCGUCGCUUCAGAGAAGCUUGAAGUGAUGGCGGGAGGGGGGUGCCGUGUAAAGUCACAACGAAGGAGGGCCAUUGCCCGAAACGUUUCCGUUCAUAGUUUUUCAUUUUUAGGGCAGUGUUAUCUACCAGCGGAAUUUAUUUUGUAUCAAUGCGUUGCUUGUGUGUGAAGUCAUCCAGAGUGAACCUACCCCCUGAGGAGGUAGCAGCCAGCUGUGUGCGUCAGCCAAUCCACACGGCCGCCUUCAAAAAAAUCCCAUCGCCUUGUGAAGUCGAAAAGCAUUUCCACGCUCGAGCGAGAGCGCAAGUCGGCGCUCGUCUCCAUGGGCAGGCCUUGAGCCGGUGGAGUAAACUCCACAUUCCUAAGACGGGUGGGCAAAGUCCAUCCGAAGGAGGAUGGGACUCGCACCACCGUCCACUUUACACUGAGGUACUCAUUUGUUUCGACCCGAGAGGAGGCGAUGGGCCGAGUGGACACAACGGAAUCACUUAAGAGGAAAAACGAAAACAAAUCGUGCCUUCAGCGAUGAUGGUACACCCCGAUUACGACUACGCCAUUUCACCGUGUUUUUUUUUUACGUUUAAAAAUCGGAAUUGCGCGUCGAUGUUAGCGGUACGGUAUCAUGCCUCACACGAAGGUACGGCCAGGCCAUAGUGGGGCGAGAGAGAGAGGUACCUUCGCCCGCCCCCCCCCCCCCCCCCCCGCUGCACUCUGGCACUUUACGCCUUAAAAGUCGCUCAUCGUCAACACUGGACCUGACCUCCCGUGCGAGCGCCCCCCCCUCCACCUCUCCCCCCGCCGCCCCCAUCAACCACCCCCUCUUGGCAAUCCCUCGAAUAAGACUGGUGGUAUACUCCAGCAUAGUGUAUAUAUUCCAGGAUUGACAAUGGAUGGCGAGCAGACAUGAAGAUCGCUGCUUUGCUCCCGUCCUGACAAGUCCUCGGGGUCGCAUUCUUUAUGGCGGCCCAGCUCAGGCUUGGGUCGCUCGGCCGUUCCCAAAGACGGGCACCACGAGCAGCUCACAGCCGUGGCUCGGCUCGAGUUGAGCGCUUUUAAGCCGACUCAUUUGAGCCAGAGCCGAGCCUGAGCCAGGCCGUGACUUAGAAUACGGACUGCAAAGGUGGCUCGGGUGCCCGAUCCUCGACCUUGCACACACACCCCCACCUUAUCCCCCCCCCCCAUGUCACCCCAUGGGACCUCUUGCCAACAAAACGACGGUACUUGUUUAGUUUUAGCUGUCACGUGGUACUCGGCCUGUAUUUAGCGCAAGCCAUUUUUUUGGUUUUUAUUUUGUAAAAAAAAAAUUCAAAAGUAACAAAAAGAUGCGUGACGAUGAUGAGGAUUCUCGCUUUGUACUGUUUUUGGCAGUCUGUCUUUCAGCCUCUGGUUACAGAGGCAAAAUUAACGAUGCGAUUUUUUUUAUUUAACGUAAGUUCUAGACUGUAUAGAAAAUAUAAUUUUCUUUCCCUACCCCUGAAACCAAUUCACAGAUAAAUAUAUAUACUGAAGAACUAAAGUUCUAGAAGUCCUGUUUUGCGCUGCUGUGCAGUUAACAUUGUGUGGCCACCUUACUGCCUUAAGAAACUACUGAUUAAACGUGUUUUGCAAUCAGCCACCCA
This is a messenger RNA of Petromyzon marinus (sea lamprey), 5136 nucleotides long. NCBI's taxonomy places the organism in Eukaryota, Metazoa, Chordata, Hyperoartia, Petromyzontiformes, Petromyzontidae. The record is from RefSeq and is a predicted model, not a curated record.